CCGAAGGAAGAAUCCAACUUGGACGCUGGCUUCGUCUUCAAGUCAGACCUCUCUCUCUCUAUUUAUACAUAAUCAAGAACACAAGCAAUUGAAGAACAAGAAAAAGAACAUACGAAGAAGCUAUGGCAGGAGGAGGAACAGAAGCGUUUCCUGAUCUUGGAGAGCAUUGCCAAAACCCUGAUUGCAAAUUACUCGAUUUCCUCCCUUUUACUUGCGACGGCUGCAAAUUGGUGUUUUGUUUGGACCAUAGAUCAUACAAGUCACAUAACUGUCCUAAAUCCGAUCACGGGAGCAGAACAGUUUCCAUCUGUGAAACGUGUUCUAUCGCUAUUGAAACAACUGGUUUUGACGAAGAAGGGAUCAAAUCUUUGCUUGAGAAACACGAAAGAUCCGGAGAUUGUGAUCCGAACAAGAAAAAGAAACAAACGUGUCCUGUAAAACGUUGCAGAGAGGUUCUGACUUUUGCGAACAACCUUACUUGCAAAGAUUGUGGAGUCAAGUUCUGUUUGAAACACCGGUUUCCGACAGAUCAUGUUUGUAACAAGAAGACCAUUACUAAUUCAGGGAAAAGCUCGAGAUGGAACGAGAGGUUUAUGGAAGCUUUGAGUUUGAGAAACGAGAAAGGUUGUGGAAGAGGAAGUUCUGUUUCAUCGAGAUCUCCACCAUCAGUUAGAUCCUUUUAGUUUCUUCUAUUAUAACAAUUUGCUCCAACUAGUCCAAAUCUUUCUAUAUGUUCUCAUGUAUCUCUUCGCAAUGAACAAGGACGUCUUUUGUUUCCAACUUCUUCAUCAUUGAUAUGAAAUUUGUAUCUCAGAAAGGACGUCUUUUGUUUCCAACUUCUUCGCAAUGAACAAGGACGUCUUUUGUCUUACACA
Camelina sativa (false flax) is the source of this 875-nucleotide messenger RNA. RefSeq names its product zinc finger AN1 domain-containing stress-associated protein 12. Gene Ontology annotation, cellular component: cytoplasm. NCBI's taxonomy places the organism in Eukaryota, Viridiplantae, Streptophyta, Magnoliopsida, Brassicales, Brassicaceae. Gene Ontology annotation, molecular function: zinc ion binding. The record is from RefSeq and is a predicted model, not a curated record.